UCAAAACAGAGGCGGAACUGAAGCCGGAGCUCCGACCGUCUGCCCAAAACACAGACCGGGGACAUUAUUCAACUAAUCCUGCACUUGGACUGGGCUCAAAUUCGGACAGACGUUCCAGUACAUAUUCUAAUGUGAACGGUUAUAAUCUGUGCGUGUGAAGGGUCUCAGCUGCUCGAUAUUCCUAAACGCCGUGUGAUUCUGUACGCCUUGAUCGCUGAUGGCAGAAGGAGGAUUUGACCCCUGUGAAUGCAUCUGCUCGCAUGAGCAUGCGAUGAGGAGGCUCAUCAACCUGCUGAGGCAGUCGCAGUCCUACUGCACAGACACAGAGUGCCUUCAGGAAUUGCCAGGACCCGGUUCUCCAACAGGGGGCGAUCUGACUCUGCCUAUGAUUAUUAUGGGCUGGAUGGUAUUUGCGCUGGUACUCUUCCUGCUUCGCCCUGCCAGCCUGAGAAGACCAAGAACCUCCAACAAACCCACCAGCCCCUAUAAUAAUACUGGCAGAGAACCUCCAGCACCGCCAGUAGACUAGCGACAAACCACGGCUCGUGACUUCAUACAAUGACCAAGACCUUUCACCUAUGACCCGAACUUUAGACCUGUCUUCCGUCUGAUCGGCUACUCUUACCUACUCUUAUUUAGUUAUGAUUGAUUACUUUUUAAUUCUGCUACUUUUUUCUUUUUUUUUAAUCUAGGGGGUUAUUAAAACAUUCAGUGAUUAAAGGAACAACACUUAUUAAUUAAGCCAAAACAAGAUUCAAAAUCCACCUCCCUUAAAAAAGAAUUACGACAUGUAUAUUCUCCAUAGAGUUGUGUUAAGCAAGCUGUAAAUGUAGCGUAAGACACCAUGACUAAUCCUAGACAUGUAUGAUUCUCAGCAAGGUUGCCUAUUAUAGAUAGGGGGUGUAUUUCAGGGUGGAGGUUGUAUCGCAUCCUGCACGAGCUGCGUCAUUUUUGGGCGCUUCUGAUGUCAUUCAUGAGGUCGGAACAUGUUCCGUGGCUCUGGUGCAACAUGAUUGUUGAUAAGACGUGCUCUUAACACACCAGUCAGUUCACAUUUUUUUCUUAUUUUAGUUUCCAUGAUGACUGAACCUGAACAAUAAGCUUAACAAGAAUCCUGAGAAUAUGGUGAGGGUGUGGCAGGCGUUGGAUACGGGUAGAGAUGUCGACUGUCUGGGGUCGUUGAGGGCUUAUUUAGGAUCAGACACAGAAUUUAUGAGAUGUACUUAAUGUGAAUCUGACUUUAGGGGCAGUCUGUGUCAUAAGACCCUCAUGUGUUCAGAAGUCUUGGGUCGCUAAAUGGAAUUAAAAUGGAUCAAGGUUUGUCUUUAUGGCAUUAAUCCCAAGGAGCUUAUUUCAAAUGUGUGUGUGUAUAUAUAAAUAUAUAUCAAAAGAAACGAUUUUAAGAUGUCGUUUGAUUGGCCUUCAAGUGCCCCAUGUUACUGGCAACUAUACCCAUGGUCAACAUUUAUAGACUGCCGUUCUAAAUUUUUUGUUGCAAUAUAGAUCCGUUACGUUAUUUGGUUACAUCAUGUGAUCAAGUUACUGCUGAAUAGUAUAUAACUAAAAGUUACAUACUAUUGAUAAUAUUGAUUUAACUAAACAGGGAAUGUUUGGUUAUGCCCUUUUAAAUAUUUGACAUAUUGAACUAAAAGUCAUUUGAGGGUUCAUGGUAAGCUUUUAUAGCUCCAUCUUUCCACACAUUAAUACUGAAGGACCUUUUUACUGUGUGUUAUAGAAGUCUGUAGCAUAAAGACUCUAGCUUAUAUUAGGGUAGACUUGCCAUUAAGGGUCCUGCUCUGUGUUGUAAUGUUUAAUAUGGUUACAUAUAAACCUGUUACACAUGUCUUUGGAGCACAUAAUCUCUCGAUCAUUAGUUGGGGCAUGGAUAAUAUUUGUGAAAUUAUUCUGAAUUAGUAGUUACACAUUUUGAGUUAAGAUUAUAACCUGCUCUAAGAGAAAGGGCUUCAACUAUGCACUUUUGGUUACUGAAAUAAACAGUUAAUAAAUCUGUACAAUAUGA
This is a messenger RNA of Ictalurus punctatus (channel catfish), 2020 nucleotides long. It is a transcript of the gene smim14, whose product is annotated as small integral membrane protein 14. The record is from RefSeq and is a predicted model, not a curated record. Gene Ontology annotation, cellular component: endoplasmic reticulum. The transcript is spliced from 5 exons. Lineage: Eukaryota; Metazoa; Chordata; Actinopteri; Siluriformes; Ictaluridae. Bases 218 to 529 code for a protein of 103 amino acids.